This is a messenger RNA of Leptidea sinapis, 6816 nucleotides long. It is a transcript of the gene p53, whose product is annotated as cellular tumor antigen p53. Gene Ontology annotation, cellular component: nucleus. Gene Ontology annotation, molecular function: DNA-binding transcription factor activity, RNA polymerase II-specific; RNA polymerase II cis-regulatory region sequence-specific DNA binding. Bases 291 to 1475 code for a protein of 394 amino acids. The transcript is spliced from 10 exons. The record is from RefSeq and is a predicted model, not a curated record. Gene Ontology annotation, biological process: regulation of transcription by RNA polymerase II; apoptotic process. NCBI's taxonomy places the organism in Eukaryota, Metazoa, Arthropoda, Insecta, Lepidoptera, Pieridae.
UUAUUUCAUAUUUGUGUACCUGUAAGAAGAAUGAUCAUUAGUUUCAAAAGGGUUUUAUUGUUAUUAUGAGUAUUAUAGAUAUUAGAUAGUAAUUCUUAUAUUUAUAAUCCAUUGGUUGUUAUCUAGGAAAUUCGCAUAGUAUAAUAAAAUUCUAAUGCUCAAUUACAAAGUUUAACGGCUCGCUAGACCGCUUUGGCAAUCACAGGCCACGGCGGGUAAGGGUAUAUUGUGGUUCGAAGUUGAAACCUGGAAGUUUAACCUAGUCUAGAUUUAAAUCAAAUAAUUACAAAAUGUUGAACGGUUACAAUACUCAAGAAAAUAUGAUGAAGAAUGAAGAAAUGCAGUUACCAGAUAGUGACACAUUAAUGACAUUCAAUGAUAUAUGCAUAGACAGCUUGGCAUAUUAUACACAAAACAAUGAUUUUUCAAUUGAACUGCAGUUUGAUGAAGACACAUUGGACAUUGGAGCCGUUAAUGCUAUGAAUGCACAAAACGAAUUUAUACCAGUAACCCCUCAUGGCCCACCGGAGAGGAAAAAUUUCUCUGGAGAAUAUAAUUUCGCAGUGGAAAUUGAUGGAUCUCAUACAAUAAAAAGGAAAUAUUUGUAUUCUCACCAUCUCAACCGAAUUUAUGUGGAUAUGUUGUGCAAUUUCUCUAUAAGAUUUAAUUGGGAUUCGAGCAAGCUGGCUGGUCAGCCCAUGUAUGUACGAGCCACCACAGUGUUCUCCGAUCUAGCUCAGGCAGAGAAGAGAGUUGAACGGUGCUUUCAACACGCCCAUGAAUCUUCAAAUGCUAUGAAUCUCAGUCCAGCCGUCAUAAAGAAUGUGUUGAGGUCGAGCCGAGAGAUGGGAACUCAGGAUGUCUACUACUGUGGUCGACCGGACUUGGCUGACUCGUGGUACUCGGUGCUUGUAAGACUGUCCAAGCCCACAGAACACGCGUACCACUUUGUCUGUAAGAACAGCUGUUCAUCGGGAAUCAAUCGGAGAGCUAUUGAUAUAAUAUUCACUUUGGAAGAUGCAAUGGGCACGGUGUUCGGUCGUCAGAGUGUGGGCGCUCGGGCGUGUUCGUGUCCGCGACGUGACAUUUUACGAGACGAGGGAGAUAUCAAGAAUAAGGAAAAGCGACCGGCGCCACCUCGGGAGGAUAAGAGCAAGAAGGUUCGCAUUGAAGUGGUCACAAAAAACGAAGCAAAUGCGACUACCGAGGUUAAAACUAAAAAGCCCCUGAAAGUAGACAAACAAGAAACAGAUGUUGAAGACGACACAAUCGUAUCAUUGCCAGCUAUGGAUAUUGUUGGUGUGAGGGCGGCAAUAUCGGGUCUCAGGGUGUCACUCACCAUGAUGGAGCAGGCGCGGACAUAUAAGCUCAUGAUGCAGAAACACACCGAAGCAAUAGACAGAUGUAUCACGCAUCUGAAGGCACUCAUUGAAAACUUGGAGAGUUCAUUGACUGUGAAAGCCAACCCUCCUUAAAAAAUACUCACACAUAUUGUUAACUUUAUUCUUUUACAUUUACAAGAAUUAGCUCAACAUAAAAAGAUGUAAAAUGUGUGUCUAUUAACUAGAGCGCUGUCGUGCAGCAGGUGUUGUCGGUCAUUGACCUAUUUACAACCUGAACUGACCUCUUAGUCGCUCAUACAGGGGCGUACGUCAUUUCGAUUUACAAUAUGGAAAAGCAUAUAUACUACUUAAGAAAUAGGGAAUUUUUCAAAACCAUUGACCAUUGGCUGUUAAAUUUAAAAAAAGUUCAAAGAAAUUUCAAUCAAUAUUACUUUUAACUGCCGUUUCUUAUUGAAUUUUACCGAGGACCGAUGUAUAUCAACGGCGAAGGACACCAGUUGGUCAAAAAUCUAUCAGCCCUUAGAAACUGAGCAGAUGCAUCUAAUCUAGUUAAAAUCACUUUAGUCAAGUAGGUCAAGGAAAUUACAUUUGGCCAUAGUUUAUUCGUAACGAUAUAGUACAAUAAAACAAAAUUGAGGAAUAUUAUUUUCUAUACGUCACAAAGUGGUCCCAACUCAGCAUGUUUGCUGGUUUGAAAAACAGCUCUUAUCUUCCGUUGGGCAAUUUGGUGACGUCGCCUUAAAGAUAAACUAAAAUAAAGUAACUAAUGAUAAUUUAUGUAUAUUUAUUAUGUGAUAGGAGCCGUAUCGAGAUACGCAACGCUAUAGGUCGUUUUUUAACGUAUUGCGUGUGUUACAUUUUUAACUUUUCGUAUUGGGUUGGUGUUCUGCUCGCUUCUUCACCUAUUUCCAUAAAAAACUAAGUUAAUGCCCAUGUUGAAAGCACUAUUAUCAAGUUUAAGUUUUACAACUCUUUUAGAUAUUUGUGAUAAAGAUAAGUUUAUUUGUUUCAGUGACUAAUCAUGUUAUAAGCGAUGUAAAUGAGUGCAAAUAAAAAAAAACCAGUGACAAUAAUAAAGUAGCGACAACUAGUCAAUAGACACGUCAUUGCAGCUCUUUUUCAACACUUAUUCCAUUAAAUAUAAGGGACCAAUGUUGUGGGUCUAGAAGUCUUAUAGUAAGUAAUAAGUAAGAUAGGUUUUUAAACCCAAUUUAGAUUUAACGAGUACUAUUUGUUUUAUGAUUAGGUAUAUUUUUAUGUUCGAUAUUUUGUGCCAAAAUUAUGACGAAUAUAAUUUUUGAAGCCGUUAUUAUUGAGGCACUUUUUUAGAAUAAUAACUUUUGUUUCGUUUUAAUUAGUUCUUAUUUUUAUUAAGAUUAAACCAUAGUGCCUUAUAAGAAUGUACUUCCAUAUGUUUUAUUAAUUUGUGCUAGUUUUAAUAAUAAUUUACUAUAUUAUAUAUGUAUCCAGAUAUUAUUUCACAAAUAAAAUUUGAAACCAGAUUUUAUAACGAUGCGGGACUUGAACCCGUGACAUAUCGUUGAUAAAUCUUGUAUGCCUUGUUAAACUCUAAGGUUGUGGCUUCAAGUUGGAAGAGCGCUCGCACGGAACGCGACAGGUCGCUGGUUCUAGUGCCGCAUCAUUCAUAAAUGUUGUUUUCAAAUUGUAUUUGUGUAAUUAAUCCCAGAUGUGAGGGUUAUCACUUUAAAAAAAUAUAACAAAUUGUUAAGAUAUAAUUAUUCACUAAUACAUAUUUUAAUCGUAUUGCCUGUCACGUUAAAAGGGUUUAAUUUAAGAAUUUAUUGGUUCAAUUCUAUUAAACCCGUAAUAACCCACCAGAUGUAGCUAUUUAUUCCGACAGACAAAUGUGUGAUAUUCAAAUUUUAUUGAUUUUAUAACUAUAUUUACAAUACUGAGAUUACAUUAAAUUUAAACUGUCAUUGUUCCAAGAAUACUGGCAGCAUUUCCACAUUGGAUAGCUAGGCUGAUCCGUUGACCGAAAUAGCUGCUAGCGCCUAGGUUGCGAGUAGCCUUAUUGAGGUGAGAAGAUUUUUGGUUUUGAACUGAAACUCUGGCUUUGAUUUUUAUAUUUGUUCUAUUCCUGCUUAUAAUAUCAUGUAUAAUAAAUUUACGAUGAUGCAAUUCUUACUAAUUUUGAGAUAAUAUGUAAUUAUACUUAAUCUGUCCUAUUAAUAAACGCAGUGUAAAUUUACUCCCAAGUUUAAAAUUACUUAUUAACUGUAUUAACAAACGGUGUUAUUACAAAAAAAAAAAUUUAAACAUGGAUAGUGACCUAACUAUAACAACGUCAGUGACCUUAACAAUAGUGACGUCUAAAAUGGUAACAGCUUUUGUGUUCAACUAAAAUGUCGUUAGACACAACAUAAAAUUAAGUGUACAAGACCAGUUAAAGGAAUGCAAUGCCAUUAUUGUCAGCUGUCAUCAUAUAUAACCUAAAUUUUCCAUAAGAAUAUGAUCUUUCCGUUCGUUACACACACCUUAGACAAGCUUCGACUCAUGUUGAAGUAUACACAAUGUCUAAAGAUUGAACGCUAAACAACAGAAAGACACAGAUUGCUAAUAAAACCUUUUUGAAAUAAGUGUUCAACGCAUGUUUAACUUUUUUUUUUUGUUAUAAAACAGUAUAAGUCUUAAAGGGGGUGGCGAGAAUGGACCCACAUAAUUUAAAAAUUAAGGAAGCAUCGUACAAGUUUAUACUAAUAAUAAACUUAAGUUACGAUGUUUAUACAAAAAUAAUUGAGGCGGUAAGAUAUGGGAGUCAAAAGAAAUAAAUUAUUAAAAAAAUAAGUCAUCUUGCACUAACGGAACGUUUUGCGCAAUUGUCAUUUAAAUUUUUUGUGACAUUUUUGAUAUGGAUUUUCCGACACCAUCAAAUUAUCUAUACCUACUCAAAAUCAGUAAUUCAGUGGUAAUUCAAAAUAAGAUUCACUAUGAUUAUUAUUGUUUUAUGAUUCUAAAAUCAGUAGGUAUCUACAAGAUUCGAUACCUGCUUGAAAAAAGAAUGAAUUGUGAAUCCUCAAUUAUUAGCUGCUGGCCAACCUUUCUCAUAUAUAUUAUAUUAUCUAUUAGCAGACAGUAAUUAGGCAUAAGACGCAAAUUAUUGAUUGAACAAGUAGAUAUCGUUUAAUAAUUUUAGGUUAUAUUUUACUUUUAGGUAUAUUUUUUUUUCUCCCACUUUUUAUACUUACGAUUUGCUUUUUUCUUAGUUUUGUUACGAUCUACAAUUAUUUAUAAGUUUCCAUGAUGUACACCACUUAUUUCAGUGGGUCACAAAUUCCUUUGGAGUAACUUUACUUUGCGUUUAUUUAUUACAACUUUAUCAUGACGUGGAUCUGAUUACAUCGAUUUAAGGAUUAUGAUUACCGCACUCAUAUGUGCUGUGACAUUCAUAUCAAUUAUGUUUGUAAAUGCAAUCAAUUAAGUUAAUAACAAAGAACAGUGUUACCAACUUAUCUGUGAACUGAUGGGUGACGCCAUCGUAGUUUCAGUGUUGCUAAUUAUAUUAUUAUUUUGUUUUAUAUAUAUUAUAUAUUACACGCUUAAAAUUCAGAAGUAUCGCAAUAAAACACACAGAACACUCGAAAGUAGUGGACACUGACAGUCGAAUGAUAUUUCAACGUGGCGACCGUAGUUCCUAUUUUUGCCACUUCACAGAUAAGUUUGUAUUACUAUAAGUCCAGUUCUUUCCUUGAGGUGUGUCGAAAAACGUAUGAAACCCGUAUGUUUUGAUCAAAAUACUCGGUCACCUUAUCGAGAGUGCCCGUAGCUCACACGCAUAAUACUAUCCUUAGCGUAAGGACGGUUGCCUGUCACGUAGAUUUAUUUCCGCGUGCGGAGCUAGUCGGCAUGCGUUAACUAAGAACGCUCCUGGCCAUACGCAAGACAAUUAUGUCCCACCUGCAACAAAUGCUAUACGCAAGACAAUGACCAAUCCGCGUUCCUGGCGCGUGAUAGGAAACAAACGUUUAAAAUAAUAGGGAUGCGAAAGGAAUUCCGCGUGACAGGAAAACCACCCUAGUGGCCAUUUGAUCGGAGAUCAUCGUAUACCUAAUAGAUCUCACCGUUGUAUAUUAAGAAUCUCCAUUUUUAGCUCACACUAAACAUUAAUACCACUUGAAAAAUACUCGAAUAACAUUACAAUAAUUGAUGGGCCGAAUGUGGUUUGAACUGAAUACGAAACUUCGGUCGAACAUUUUUCGAACAGAUGAAACAUUAAUUGAUAUGGAAAUAAAUUCUCAUACUUAUAUAUAAAUUACUAAUUGCACACUUAUUGAAUUAUCUGCGAGUGUCAUUUUCUUAAUUGCCUUCAUGUUCCGCCUUUAGUUUUAAAACACUUUUUUUUAAAUUUCAGUUACAUGCUUAAGUUCUAUAUUCUAUAUUAAUAAUUGGGCUGUCCUCAAAACCACGGAAGGAAAGUAUUACGUUAUUAGUAAAUAAUUUACUCUGCAUUUAUAUGAUCAAAGGAAAUGUGAACAAUCAUUGAUAAAUUAAUAAUCGAGAUUUCUUCCACGUACUACAAAGCUGUGGAAUGAGAUUCCUUGUGCGGUGUUUCGGGGACGAUACGACAUGGGCACCUUAAAAAAAGGGGCGUACACCUUCCUUAAAGGCCGUCAACGCUCCUGUGAUUCCUCUGGUGUUGCAAGAGAAUGUGGGGGCGGUGAUCACUUAACACCAGGUGAUCCUUACGCCUCCUCUUCCAUUAAAAAAAUAUGAUUUUGAAUAUAAUAGUCAUACAAAACUACACUCCUUAUUAUAAAGUACCAACCAAAGUGUGAAUCCUCUGCUGUUGCAAGUACCUACAUAAAAACAAUUAUACUGGCACUAUAAUAUGUAUUGUUAAUCAAUGUUUUGUAACAGUUUUCCUUUAGUAAAAUAAUUUAAAUUUGUCUUUCGUAAGGCCCAGUUUUAAUUAAGUGAGUAAAUUUUUUUUGACAUGUUUUUGAUUUUUUAUGUAAAUUUUUGUAGUAAGUACCUAAUUGUGUUGAUCGUAGACUUACAGCCGUCCCCAAAAUUCAGUCUAUCUCUUACUUGAGAUAAAAAUCGUAACUAUCGUUGACUUUUCUGUCCCAUUAAACUUAUCGACGGUAACUCACCUUAUCCGUACAAACUGUCUUACAAUGGGACGACGUAUAGCUUACCAGCGAUAGAAGUUUGUAUGGAAAUUGCAAUUCACGCGUCCCAAUAUAAGGUGAUAAGAGUGACUUAUCAGGACAGCUUCAGAUUAUUGACAGCUAAUUACUGACAGAAGAAGGUAGUAAUUUAAUCUGUAGAUAGUAUAUUGGGAAUGGCUGUAGUGUAUACGACAGCCUGUUAGAGAUGUCCUCUCUCGAAUGUGUUGUUUGUAUCCCUCUAGUAUAUUGUAAGUCUAUGGUGUUGAUAAACUAUUAUUAUUAUGUUCUAUGACAGAACCUUUGUUUACUCUCAACACAAAAUAAAGUUACAUUAUUUCCUA